This is a messenger RNA of Austrofundulus limnaeus, 3133 nucleotides long. It is a transcript of the gene nefla, whose product is annotated as neurofilament light chain a. NCBI's taxonomy places the organism in Eukaryota, Metazoa, Chordata, Actinopteri, Cyprinodontiformes, Rivulidae. The coding region runs from base 650 to 2878 and encodes 742 amino acids. Gene Ontology annotation, molecular function: structural constituent of postsynaptic intermediate filament cytoskeleton. Gene Ontology annotation, cellular component: intermediate filament; postsynaptic intermediate filament cytoskeleton; cytoplasm. Gene Ontology annotation, biological process: neurofilament bundle assembly. The transcript has 5 exons. The record is from RefSeq and is a predicted model, not a curated record.
GCACAAAUGGCAAUGAAACUUGCAGAAAGUAAUCACUAGAUGGACAUCUACAACUGAUUAUUUGUUUAAGUAAAUCCAAUUCACGAUGGUUGUCACAGCAGACCUACCUUUAAAAUAUCAAAACUGGUUAUUUUUCAGUCAAUUAGGCUCAUACUGACUUAAGURUUGGUGUGGUAGUAGCAGAAACUGAUCCCUAACACCAUUUCUAAAAACACACAGAUUGCACAAGACAUUAAAGAAAAUCUUGCAAUUUACUUUUGUCAAGUCAACACUGUCUGUCUGUUAGCAAAAUAUAUCUUGAACCACACAAUGGYUUUUAAUAAAAUUUCCAGGAAAUAAUCAUGCAAUGUACUUUUACAUCUGAUUUACUUUUASAGCCAACCCAAUUUAAGAUGGCCACCACAGCUAACUGAAUUUAGAAAGCCCAAAACUGGCUCUAAUUCAGUCAGUUUUACAGAGAUUGUGCUAAAAAUUUAGUGGGAUUGUUCCAUAGUCAUCCAGAACUCAUACUCUCACCACUGACACAUCAUYCCGCAUGAGAUUGCUUAUUGUUAUGUUUCUAUGCAUUUUUUAUUCAAUAAAGUUUGUUGAAAGUUCGACCAAUUAUAAUUAAUGUAGUGAAAAAUCUUUGCAGCGUCUCCUUGUUUUAAUGUUCCUCCAACAUGUCCUCACUCACCUGCUGUUUGGGUCCAGUUUUUAUCAUUGCAAGUGUUUUAAGGUCAUGGUUGCAGUUCCAGCGUUUCACCAGCAGGAGACAUGCUGCGUCACCUCAGCCAGCACACCUCGCCUCGAUUAUCCUGCAUGUCAMAGAGAGACUGCAUUGUCAGAGUUUGGAGGAAGGGCUUGCGUCAGACUCCUGCCGGCUAUAAAAGCACAGCCUGCUGCUGCAGAGAGCAGUACGGGCUUAAACCUGAGCCCUUGGUACAUCUCCACACACACACACAGGGAGAAGGGUAACAACCAAUCUCCAACCAUGAGCAGCCUUGGAUAUGACCCCUACUUCACCUCRUCGUUGUACAAGCGCUGGUAUGCUGAGCCAUCCCCUCGUGUUGUGGGGACCACCAGAGGGAGAACCCACUCCACCUACUCCUCCCAUGUCUCCCCGAUGUCCUCCUCCCGUCUGCAGUACUCCUCUCCCGGACGGGUGCUGUUCUCCUCCUCGGCGCCGGCCACGUCCCUGGAACUGGAGCUCAGCCAGGCGGCCCAGAUCAGCUCCGAGUUCCGGACGGUGCGCACACAGGAGCGCAGCCAGCUGCAGGACCUCAACGACCGCUUUGCCGGCUUCAUCGAYAGGGUACGGGAGCUGGAGCAGCAGAACCGGGCCCUGGAGGCCGAGCUGCUGCUGCUGAGGCAGAGGCACUCGGAGCCGUCCCGCCUCAGAGGUCUGUACGAGCAAGAAGCCCGGUCCCUGAGGGCAGCUAUCGAUGAGGCCAGGGUGGAACAGCAGGCUGUCCUGGGACAGCGAGAGCGACUGGAGCAAACCCUGACCUCUCUGCAGGGUAGAUAUGAGGAGGAAAUGCUGGCCCGAGAGGAGGCCGAGGGCAGGCUGAUGGAGGRCCGUCGUGAAGCAGACGAGGCCGCRUUGGGAAAAGCCGAGCUGGAGAAAAGUGUCGAAACUCUGCUGGAGGAGCUGGCCUUCCUCAAGAAGAUCCACGAAGGCGAGGUGGCUGAACUCCAGGCUCAAGUCCAGUUGGGCGUUCAGGUGGCCGUGGAGUCUGAGGCCGCGGCGCCGGACCUCUCUGGGGCUUUGAGGGAGAUCCGGUCCCAGUACGAAAGGCUGGCAGCCAGGAACAUGCAGACAGCUGAAGAGUGGUUCCGGAGUAAGGUGGGCACGCUAACAGAAACGGUGGCCCACCACACCAGCGCCGUGAAAAGCUCCAAAGACGAGGCGGGCGAGUACCGACGCCAGCUMCAGGCCCGCCUGCUGGAGAUCGACGCCUGCAGAGGCAUCAACGACUCCCUGGAGAAACAGCUGCACGACGUAGAGGAGAAGCAGAGCGCAGAGAUAGCCGCCAUGCACGACACUAUUGCAGAGUUGGAGGGUGAGCUGAGGGGCACCAAACAGGAAAUGACACGKUACCUGAAGGAGUACCAGGACCUUCUGAAUGUCAAGAUGGCUCUGGAUAUCGAGAUCGCUGCAUACAGGAAACUUCUGGAGGGGGAGGAGACUCGCUUCAGUGUGGGCGUGUCCGGAGUCGUGUCCUCCAUGUAUGCUCCCAGCAUGGCCAUGCCCACCUUCUCCGUCCUCUCCAGCCUGAGCUCCGGGACCUCCUACCUGGUGACCUCCCGCCUGCUCAGCUCCAGCGUCAGCACCACAGAGGGCAUCAUCUCUGCCAGCCACGCCCAGCAAGCAGAGGCCAGCCCGCCUGCUGAAGAGGAGGAGGAGGAAGAAGAGGGAGGAGAGGAAACAGAGGAGAAACAGGAGGAGGAAGAGGGAGGAGAGGAGGAGGGAGGUGAAGAAAAAGAAGAUGUGGAGGAAGCACAAGAGGAGGCUAAAGAGGAAGACGAGGGUGGCGAUGAAGAGGAGCAAAAAGAGGAGGCUGAGGAGGCUGCUGAAGGUAAAGGUGAGAAGGAAACAAAAGAUGAUGAAGAAGAAGAAACUGAGGCUACAGGAGAAGCAGAAGAGGAGGGAAAAACAGAGGGAGCUGWGGACAAGGAAGAGCCUAAAGAUAGGGAAAAGGAGGAGAAAGAAGAGUCUACAAAGAGUGAGGAGAAACAGGAGUCAAAAAAGAGUGAGGAGAAAGAGGAGAAAUCUGACCCCAAGAAGGAAGACAAAGCUGACAAGGCCAAAGAACCUGCUCCGAAAAAAGACGACCCCAAAGAGAAAACAACCAAGCCUGAGCCCGCUGAAGAAAAGAGCACAAAGGAGAAAAAGUAACCAAAACAACAGUGGGUUGUGACCGUGCAAGUCGUAUCCAGAGAACCCGACCAGCUGGGCAACACGGUGCUCAGCAGAUCAAUCCAACAGCAACAAAUCAACGUUAACUGCUUGCCAAUACGAAGAAUCUUCCAUAACAACCUGAUCGCACAAAUGCCAGUUACUGUAGCACAUGUAGCUGCUGAAUGCUAAAGUGAGUGUUUGAGUUUUUGGUGGUGAAAUAAAAUAUUCUUAAAGCCAUGAUUCUGUGUGUGU